ACAAGGAACAGGAGGAUCGAGACGGGCGUCAAAAUCCUCUGCUGUUCGUUUUAAAGAUCAGAAAUUGAUCCACGUCCAAAGAACUUAAGAAAAACUAGUUUAAACGAGGACUGAAACAUGUCUUCCCUUGGAAGCUGCUGUAAUCAUAUUCUGCUCAAGUUUCUCGCACAGUUCAGCAGCCUAUGAAAAGGAAUAAUGCGAUUUACGCGCAGUUGAUGCCUUCGAGAAGCCACCCCUAUCCUCACAUGCCAGUCUGUCUGACUUUAGAACCUAUAUUAUUGCCAGACUCGGACCGCACACCAAGAGAGGAGGGAGACUCCGAUGGAAAAUCAUGCAGCACGUUGAACCCAUGGAGACAUGGCACAUAGGUUCCUCUCAUCUACGAACAGAUUCAGCGCGAGAUUCGCCUUCAUAUUCACUGUGUCACUAUCCUGCACAUAUCUAUUCUACAGUAUUGUAUUUUGUCGCAGCACAGUCAUGACAACCCGGGGUUACGAGGGGAAAAUAUGCCCACCGAGCAAAAACGCAGGAGGGAAGAAACUUCUUGGAAAAUUAGACAAUUGCGCUUCGCUGGAAGUCAGGUCCGCUUUGGAUGAGUCCGCCGCCCAGCGAGGAUCAAGUGAUGUCCAAAGUAAAGCACCUGCCUCGUCUGGAAGCCACUGGGCUGACAUGAAGUUGAGAAACAUGAGUGUGGCGCAAAAAUAUGGGAAUAAGAAACUGCCUAAUGCGUUAAUAGUCGGUGUAAAGAAAGGAGGCACCAGGGCGGUGCUGGAGUUCAUCCGGAUACAUCCAGAUGUGCGCGCGCUUGGAACAGAGCCGCACUUUUUCGACAGAAACUAUGACAGAGGGCUCGACUGGUACAGGGGCCUAAUGCCACGAACAUUAGACAGCCAGAUCACAUUAGAGAAGACACCCAGCUACUUUGUCACCAGAGAGGCUCCCAGACGCAUCUGCAGCAUGUCCCAGGAGACCAAGCUGAUUGUGGUGGUGCGUAACCCAGUCACAAGAGCAAUCUCCGACUACACACAGACUCUUUCCAAGAAGCCCGACAUCCCUACGUUUGAAGAUCUGGCCUUUAAGAACAGAAGUGAGGGUGUCGUCGACGCUUCCUGGAACGCCAUCCGGAUCGGGAUGUACAUUCUGCACCUGGAGAACUGGCUGCAGUACUUCCGCCUGUCGCAGAUGCACUUUGUGAGCGGCGAGCGGCUGAUCACGGAUCCGGCAGGGGAAAUGGGCCGCGUUCAGGACUUUUUAGGACUGAAGCGCAUAAUCACGGAUAAGCACUUCUACUUUAAUCGAACCAAAGGCUUCCCCUGCCUGAAGAAGCCGGAGAGCAGCAGCCAGCCACGCUGCCUCGGCAAAUCCAAGGGCAGGACUCAUGUUCAGAUCGAACGGGAGGUCAUAGAGCAGCUGCAGGAGUUUUAUAGGCCAUUUAAUAUCAAAUUCUUUGAAACUGUGGGGCAAGACUUCAAAUGGGAAUGAAAGUGCCAAACAGAAACACAGCUGUUUUCAAAAUGGCUGCCUCUGGAGAGAAAUAUAAAUGAUGGUAAAAUGCAAACUGUUUAAAUGAAGUGUAUUGAGCUAUGUAUGACAAAAUCUAUAUAGAAGAAUAUAUAACUUAUUCAAAUAUAAACAUAUACAUGGUUUCACAUCGUGCAGACUUUUGGGUUUGGUUCAUUCUCAUAACAAAUGCCAUUUAUUUACCACAAAAAUAUUAAUAUAUGUACAAAAACACACAAAAAAAAUGUUUUCUACACACAUGACAUAUGUGUUCAUGAACAGGCAACAAGCAUUACUUUAUUAAGUAAAUAAUUUAGCAGCAAACAUCACAAUUCAGCCACACCAGACCUACAUUAAAGAAAAUGCUUAAAUAUCCAUCUGGAAAUGAACCACCGGCUUUCCUAUUAAAAUGAGCUCUCGACGUGAAGUCGCAGCCAAAUGUCAAAUGAAUAAUAAAAUCAGCCUGUCAAUUGUUCUGCAGAGAAAUGUAUCUCCUUACUGCUGACCAAAGUUCAUAGCCAACAGUGACAGAUUAACUGAGUAAAUGUACCGUAACAAAAAAACAGCUAUAUUUCAAAACAGAUGAUAUAACACUGAUAAAGGUUUAACGUGACUUCAGCUAUUUCUGUGUCCGUGUUUCUGUUGUGAUCAUCGAAAUAAAAGGCAAAACUCUUAAA
This is a messenger RNA of Cottoperca gobio, 2177 nucleotides long. It is a transcript of the gene hs3st2, whose product is annotated as heparan sulfate (glucosamine) 3-O-sulfotransferase 2. The record is from RefSeq and is a predicted model, not a curated record. NCBI's taxonomy places the organism in Eukaryota, Metazoa, Chordata, Actinopteri, Perciformes, Bovichtidae. Gene Ontology annotation, molecular function: [heparan sulfate]-glucosamine 3-sulfotransferase activity.